AUGAUAUGCAAUAAUUCUUCACCAGGAACUUACACGUGGAAAAAAUUAUGUCAUCAAAUGCCAUGGAUGAUAAACUUCGAAGAUCAAUAUAUAUCAGACGAACAAAUAAAGGCAGCAUAUCAAAACACGCGUCUCGAACAUAACAUAAACCUUAAUAUCAAUUCCAGUCCCAAGCUAGCAAGACUUACUCGUAUUAUGGUUACAUUGGGUAGAAGGAAUUCUCAUCCUGAAGCUGUCGUUAGCAUAAUGAUGGCUGGUGCAAAUAUAGUUCGUUUGAACAUGGCGCAUGAAACGGAUAAGUGGCAUACAGCCACAGUACAAUCUAUCAGAAAAGCGGGAAAUACGAUGUACGAAUUCACGAGCGAAAUAUAUCCCUUAGGAGUCGCAAUAAAUCUUCAGGGUCCUGAAAUAAGGGCUGGUGCAUUCCGCAGCGAUAAAACAAGCUUAGGUUAUGCCAAAUUAAAAGAGGGUAAAAUGGUAAAAUUGGUAACGCAGGAUAUUGCAAAACGUGCAGGAUGUGCAACCUGUUUUUGGGUUUCUUAUCCUAAUUUACCUAGGAUAUGUCAAGUAGGAGAUAGAAUAUUAAUCGAUAGAGGAGCCGUUUUAUUACAAGUCACUUGCAUCCACGAGCAAGCUAUAACUUGUAAGAUUAUCAAAGGUGGUAUUAUAAAAGAUGGCAAGCUGAUACAAUUAUUGGACAGUUUAGUUCCAUUACCACAAAUUUCGGAAAAGGAUAUUGCACACAUAAAAUGGGCUUCGCAUUUAGAAUGUGAUUUUCUUAUAAUAAAUCACGUGCGUAACGAGAAAGUAUUGUACACUAUUAAAAGUCGCUUCAAGCAAAUGAAUAUUACUAGAAUUUGCGUUAUAGCAAAAAUCUCGUCUCAACAAGGUUUGGAAAAUUUAGACGAAAUUUUGAAUGCAGCUGAUGCUAUUCUCCUCGACAGAAAAGGUAUUGAAGUAGAAGUAGGAGAUAAAAAACUGUUUUUAGUUGAAAAAAUAAUUAUCGCAAAAUGUAUAAAAAUGGGAAAACCAAUCAUAUUAUCAUUCGAAGUAUGUGACGAAAAUGAUAAAAUAAAUAUCAAUAUGAAUUUAAUUGCAAAUGCUGUUUUGAAUGGAAUAGACGCGAUUUUUCUUAAAACUGGUUCUUUGAACAUGUUUGACACUUCUCAAUUGAUAAAAGAUAUCGAUAUCGUAUGUAGAGAAGCUGAGUGUGCUCGAUGGCAAAAAGAAAUUUUCGAUGAAUUAAGUUACAAGGUACCAAUACCUAUAGACCCUUUACACUCGAUCAUAGUUGGUGCUGUUAACAUAUCCUUAAAAUCGAAUGCAGCAGCAAUUAUCGUUACUACAACAACAGGAAGAAGUGCUGUUUUGUUAUCAAUGUAUCGUCCUAGAUGUCCAAUUCUCGCAGUUACUCGAUAUGGAGUAGUCGCAAGAUGGUUAAUGCUCUAUUUCGGUAUCCAUUCUCUUCAUUACAAAGGUGAAUAUUUUAAAUGUAAUUUAGAGGAAAGUUUAUCAGAUUGGAGUAAAGACAUACAAACUCGGAUACAAACUGGUAUCGAUUCUCUCAGAAAAAAAAAGUACAUUAAGGUCGGUGAUGCAGUCGUGAUUAUUAGUGGAUGGCGUCAAGGUACAGGAUUUACUAAUUGUGUUCGUAUAGUUUACGUAUCACCUGGAUGCAGAAAGGAUCAAGUCCCAGAUUUGGAGUCUUGCUGGUGA
Apis laboriosa (Himalayan honeybee) is the source of this 1716-nucleotide messenger RNA. Its product is annotated as pyruvate kinase-like. The transcript has 9 exons. The record is from RefSeq and is a predicted model, not a curated record. Bases 1 to 1716 code for a protein of 571 amino acids. Lineage: Eukaryota; Metazoa; Arthropoda; Insecta; Hymenoptera; Apidae. Gene Ontology annotation, molecular function: magnesium ion binding; pyruvate kinase activity; potassium ion binding. Gene Ontology annotation, biological process: glycolytic process. Gene Ontology annotation, cellular component: cytoplasm.